Molecule: messenger RNA, 933 nt
Organism: Adineta ricciae
Lineage: Eukaryota; Metazoa; Rotifera; Eurotatoria; Adinetida; Adinetidae
Source: the annotation of a GenBank genome assembly
AUGUCGAUUGAAUUACCGGAGACAAUGACAAAUGAAAUGCGAACGUUAUUGGAAGGUUUACUUCAACGUGAUGUUGAUAAACGUUUAGGAUGCAUGGGAAGAAUAGCGGAAGAAGUGAAAGAACAUCCAUUUUUUAAAGACGUCGAUUGGAAACAAGUUUAUUUAUUAAAAUUAACCCCACCGUUGAUUCCCCCGCGUGGUGAAGUCAAUGCUGCCGAUGCGUUUGACAUUGGCAACUUUGACGAAGAUGAUACAAAAGGAAUUAAACUCACCGAAUCCGAUCAAGAAUUGUAUAAAAAUUUUCCUAUUGUUAUAUCCGAACGAUGGCAACAAGAAACCACAGAAACGGUUUUUGAUACAGUCAAUCAAGAAACCGACAAAAUCGAACAAAAACGUCGAGCGAAAUUCAAACAGAACAACAUUUACGACGACGAAAAGACCUCCGAUCUAAUUCUUCAAGGACAAUUAAAAAAGAAUACUGGAACAUUCGGUUUCUCAUGGCAAAUCCGUUACACAAAACUUUAUCCCAAUCGAUUGGAAUUGCAUUACGAAAAGGGUGAUAAAGAUCCCGAAGUUUAUACAAUGGAACGAAUUGAACAUAUUGAUUCAAAAGAAUGUAAAGGACAAAAAACGAUUACCAUACAUUUAAGGGGUGGAAAUGAACCUCGGCUAAUGCUUUCACCACAGGAUGAAGUCUCGUGGAUUGAAUGGAAGAAAGCCUUGUAUGAUACGCUGGUUGCAUCUCAACAACAUUUAACUGUAAGUGAAAAGGCAUCGAAGAUCUACGGAGCUGAUGUAAGUAGUACAGCAACUCCCAAUUCCAACAGUACUCAACAAUCAUCGUCUGGGAAUUAUCACAACUCAUCAUCAUCCGGUGGUGCUCUUGGUGGAAAUAAGAAAACUAAUAUAACGGCAGGCACACUUCAAGAUUGA